Molecule: messenger RNA, 594 nt
Organism: Fusarium odoratissimum NRRL 54006
Lineage: Eukaryota; Fungi; Ascomycota; Sordariomycetes; Hypocreales; Nectriaceae
Exons: 3
Coding region: 1-594 (197 amino acids)
Source: RefSeq, a predicted model, not a curated record
AUGGUCGGUAUUUGGCACUCUGUAAAAGCUAAACUUAUUUCCUACUGGGCUCACCUAUCGGAGCGUAUCAUCGUCGAUGCAUAUGCCUUUUAUAAAUUCCAGUACAAAUACGUUCCGCAAUUGAGCGAUCUCAACGGCGAGGAGGGAUUGGAAGGGCCAGACCCUCACAGCAUCGUCAGCAAUGACUACUCCAGUACCCAACAAUCAACCUUUUUGACUGAAGAGGAGUAUAUCAUAGCUAUCCCAUAUGUCAGGCGGUUUGCUUUGAAGUCCAUGACGUGGUAUAAGCUCGACAUCAGUAACAUUUCUCACAUGAUGUGGAACGAGAAGCUUCUGGGUAACCUUGUCAUCCAAGAUCAAGAAAAGCGACUGCCUCUUGCUCUAGUUCAAGACCAGGGAAGCCAUGAGGAUGAUAAGUUCGAUGACUUCAUAGAAGACAAAGGAAAGGGGCUAAUUCUCCUUCUUGCGGGUCCCCCUGGAGUGGGCAAGACUCCACAGCUGAAUCCGGUACUGACCGAAGAGCUCGAAAGACCAUUGUACAGAGUCAAUGCUGGUAUCUUGGCCGUUCAGCUGACACAGUCGAAUCAUCGUUGA